This is a messenger RNA of Lathyrus sativus (Indian pea), 2841 nucleotides long. The record is from the annotation of a GenBank genome assembly. NCBI's taxonomy places the organism in Eukaryota, Viridiplantae, Streptophyta, Magnoliopsida, Fabales, Fabaceae.
AUGACUCAGCGCACAUUUUCUUCAUCGUCUUCCUCAAUCAACAAAUUCGACGUCUUCAAUUUCGACGACGAAGAAGAAAACAUCGAGAAAGUUUCUGAGAAGAUGAUUGGAAAAUUCAAAAACCCUAACAAUCCUACUUCCCCUCCCAUUUCAAAAUACCAAUUCCUCGAGGCUUUUGCGCAUGGUUCACAAUCUGAACAUCAAUCAAAGCACUUUCCUGUUGAGCCAAUUGAUCUCGAUGAUGACUUAGAAGAUGAUGAAGAAGAAGGCAAAUUCACAACAGAAGAAGUUUUCAACCAGCCGUUAGAGGUCGACAAUGUUGACGAUGUUGAGGAUGAUGAUGUUGAUGAUGUUGACGAUGUUGAGGACGAUGAUGACGAUGAUGUUGACGAUGUUGGGGACGAUGAUGAAGUUGAGGAGGAUGAUACCUGUAUUGAUAAUCAAGCCAAAAAUGCUAAUGCAUGUUCAAUUGAUUCGUCACUGCAAUAUUUUGCAGAUAAAGAUGACAAUGGUUAUGCUGAGUUUGAAGAUAGCUACUUUGACUUGAAAAAUCAGUCACUUCAUGCACUUUCUGAUGAUGAGGACGAAGAUGAUGAUGAUAGUAGUGAAAUGGGCGUCUCUUCAAAUUCUACUUUUGAUCCUUCAAACUUUGAAGAUUGCUUUGAAGACGAGUUAGUGAAGGCUGACUGUUCUGCAUUUAAAAUUGAUGACAUAAAAAAGGUGGUUGAUGUCCUCCCUGAUUUUAUUCAAUAUGAGGAGUUAUAUUCCACCAGUUCUCGGUUAAUAUUCACGUGCAACUCCAUUAAACUUGAAGGCCCAACAAACAAUCAUACUGGGGAACCUUUUAAAAUUGAGUGGGAAACUGAAGAUAUUAUAAAAAUUGAAUCACGUUGGUUUGAAAAGAUUGAAACAGCAUGGGUCUACCUUUUCUUUAGAUCAAAAGAUUUUGAAGAAGUUGAGAUUACAAAUGAAAAACCAGGCUUUAAGCUGUUGAAAUUUGCAGUUUAUGAUUCAUGUUGGUCCAGGGCUGAGGAGGCUAUCAAAUUAUUGGAUAUGAGAUACACAAAUAUCUGGAGUACAGUUUUUGACAUUGAUACAGAUAACUAUGGAAAUAAUUUUGCAUUGGGACAGCGUAGUAUGUUCUCUCAGAGGGAUUAUUUUCCCAUUUUUGAUGAAUCAUUUGAGGAGGUUAUUUAUCCGAAGGGGGAACCUGAUGCUGUUUCCAUUAGUAAGAGAGAUGUUGCACUUUUACAGCCAGAGACAUUCCUCAAUGACACUAUCAUUGACUUUUAUAUCAAGUAUUUGAAAAACAAACUUUCCACUGAUGAGCAGAAGAGGUUUCACUUUUUCAAUAGCUUCUUCUUUCGAAAGUUAGCUGAUUUAGAUAAAGAUCCUUCAAGUGCUUCUGAUGGCAGAGCAGCUUUUCAACGUGUACGUAAAUGGACAAGGAAAGUUAACCUUUUUGAAAAGGAUUAUAUCGUGAUUCCUGUAAACUACAGUCUUCACUGGAGUUUGAUUGUCAUCUGUCAUCCUGGGGAAGUGCCGUGCUUCAGAGAUGAAGAAAUUAAAGAAUCUUCCAAAGUACCUUGCAUCUUGCACAUGGACUCUUUGAGAGGACAUCAUAAAGGUCUUAAGAAUGUUAUCCAAAGCUAUCUUUGUGAAGAAUGGAAAGAGAGACACCCCAAUAUGGUGGAUGAUGUUUCUUCUAAGUUUUUACAGCUGCGGUUCAUCUCACUAGAGCUUCCUCAGCAAGGGGACUUGUAUGAUUGUGGUCUAUUUUUGCUUCACUACGUGGAAUGUUUUCUGGGGGAAGCUCCUAUCAAAUUUAACCCUUUCAAUAUAACGAAGUACUCCAAUUUUUUGACUAGUAACUGGUUCCCUCCGCUUGAGGCUUCUCUGAAAAGAUCUCAUAUACAGAAAUUAAUUUAUGAUAUAUUUAAAAAUAGUUCUUUGCAAGCCCCCCCUGUUGAUUGCCAUGACAAAGGUCCUCUGUCUUCAGUGUCUGACGUUAUUGAGUCCAGAGCAGAAGCAGGUCCAUCUGGAGCAAGCUGUUAUCCUAUUAUGUGGGAUGGGAAUCCUUCUAAUGUCUCUACCGAGACUGAUAUUCAGUUCCCAAUUGUUUCACCCGUAAGAGGUGCAUCAUGGGCGAGGGAACCUGAAAUUAUUUUCAAGGAUUUGCAACUACCAGCUGUAUCUCCACAUUUCGAUUGUGGACAGAUGUCAGUGUCUCAUCAAAGAGGAUUCAUGUCACCAAUAGAGGAAACUGAAGUGUUUGGUGAUGAAAAUGCUAUAUCAAUAGUGAGAACAAAUUCUCAAGUAGGCACUUCGGCAUCGGAUUUUCCAUCCACAUCAUAUAUAGGUAAAGAUCAUAGAGAUCCAGAAACAACACAGCAGGGAUUCUCUAUGAAUUUUGUGGAAUCUGUCGAUGACCUUUCAUAUUCAAAAACUGCUAGUAUACCUUGGGACAGAUUGGAUUCAGGCAUUCUUGAAGACCAGCCUCUGGAGAAAAUUGAGGAGUCUAACAUUCCAAACAAGAUAGCACUUGAGGAGAUUGCAGACUCUGUUGUUCUUGAUUCUCAAGAUUCAAAUGACGGGCAUGAUGUGGGUGUGAAAUCAAAUUCCGCACUCGGAGAAAAUUUAAAUUCUUUCACCCAUCAAAUAUUGGACUUUGCUCAGAAUACUACUAGUGUUGGGGAUGAUAGUCUACUUGGCAAGAGAGAGCCACCACUAACAUUCGAACCUCAGGAAUAUGAUGACAAAAGACGGAAGCUUAUGGAUGAAUCAGAUGGUCCAAGUCGACGAUUCACAAGGAGGAUGUCGAAAGAACCAUGCUUAAUAUAA